AUGACCCAAGGGGAGGCAUACUCUGGCCAUCGGGAAGACAUGCAGAAUGUCAUAAGCUCAUUAAAUGGGCUUAACUUCUCGUUCAAUGAGUUUAGAUCUGCAUGUGUUAAUUUUGGAAACAACACUACUUCUGCUUCUAUCAUCGUACCCACUGAGAAUGGCUCUAUUGGUCAAGACUGCCCGAGACCUGCCGUACCCAAGCCAACGGCCAAGAAAGCACCAAAGUAUAACAUGUGUAGAGAAGAUAUGAGCUUUUUAUGUUUUAAUGGUGCUCUCCAGCAUUGGUCUUCUACAUCAAAAACUUUAUUAAUGUCCCAAAAGAAAAUUAGGUUUUUGGUCUUCUCCAACAUACGAGCCAAAUUAGAGAGCUUGUUAACAGAGUCGAUUAAGCUUAUAUUUCGACUUAGGCUUAUCGGAGUAUAUAUUUUCUUAUACCGACUACAACUUCCAUUUUUGAUAAGCCUAAGUUCUCUACUUCGACUUAAUUUAGUCGAAUAG
This is a messenger RNA of Phycomyces blakesleeanus NRRL 1555(-), 498 nucleotides long. RefSeq lists its product as hypothetical. NCBI's taxonomy places the organism in Eukaryota, Fungi, Mucoromycota, Mucoromycetes, Mucorales, Phycomycetaceae. The transcript has 5 exons. The coding region runs from base 1 to 498 and encodes 165 amino acids. The record is from RefSeq and is a predicted model, not a curated record.